Molecule: messenger RNA, 1113 nt
Organism: Ixodes scapularis (black-legged tick)
Lineage: Eukaryota; Metazoa; Arthropoda; Arachnida; Ixodida; Ixodidae
Gene: Spt3
Product: transcription initiation protein SPT3 homolog
Biological process (GO): transcription by RNA polymerase II
Molecular function (GO): protein heterodimerization activity; transcription coactivator activity
Source: RefSeq, a predicted model, not a curated record
AAUCCAGGAACGCCACACAACAUGGCUGCGCCCACAAAACGUUGAUUGUACGCCGUGAUGGCCAAGGAAAACCAAGUUUUGAGCAAGAGUUCGAAGGUGAAAAGCAAACAGAAGAGGCCAAACAAAGAAAAAGGGAGUCCUUCGACGCCUGCACCCAAUGAAAACAAGGCCCCAUCAGCCGGUUCGAAUGGCGAGCCGUCGUCUUCCUCUGCAGGCGCGUCCAGGGCGUCGUCUUCUACCGGGACGACUCGGUCCUCGUCGCCGUCACAGAGCGCCUGGGCCGUGGCCGAAGUUCAGGGCAUGAUGCACGGAUUUGGGGACACUCCCAGGCCCCUGUUGGAGUCGGCCAGACUGGUCGAAGAGAUCGUUGGUCACCAGAUGACGUCGCUGUACCUGCAGGCUGCCGAGUUAGCUGCGACGCGUGGUUCCAAGUACGUCGGCAUCGAGGAAGUUCUGUUUCUCAUGCGAAAGGACAAGGCCAAGCUGCACCGCCUGAUCAACUACAUGGAGGUGAAGUCCUUUCAGGGCACUUUGGCGACCAAUGUUUCCGGGGAAGAAGACAUUGCUACGGCAACUGCCUUCAUUUCACCGGACACAGGACCUGAAGAUACCAAGCCAUGUGGUACCCCGCGACCAAAGCGGACCAAGCUGUGCCGCGACUUUGUCACAUCCAUCGACCAGACGGGAGAGCUGGCUGCUGCCCUUCAAGACUCCAUCUUUGAUGAAGUGAAACACGAAAGAUACCUUAGGGCAGAAGCACAGACCCGGUGCAUGGACCAGGCACAAUAUUUUGAGUACAGCAAUGCCAGGAGGUCGUCUUUUUGUGCAAAACAGAAAUCGGCAAGAUUUCGAGACUGGCUGCUGAAAGACGUAGACUUGGACAUCAAGCCGACCAGCAGUGUACUUGAGGUUUUCAAUUACUUGGCUUAUGAGACUGUUGCUCAGAUUGUCGACCUGGCCCUGUUGGUCAAGAAAGAUGCGAAGAGCUGUCCUGGAGACCCUAUGUCCUGGUCCAUGCCGCCUGCUGUGUUCAACCCCGGCUUCCCCUGCGUCCAGAUCCCCAGCACCCAGGAGCGGCAGGCGUCGCUCUCUCCUGAAGCAACGCCCGCUGGU